AUGGACGGCCGACACCCUGGCGACGCCUCGUCCUCCUCUUCUCGCCAACAUGAGCAUCUCGACGACGACCCCGCCCCGAGCCCUCCCCUGCCUUCCGCGACGACCACCUCCACUUUCGAGUCCGCUCAUGACAUCCCGUCCCCGUCACUGAGUCCCGCGCCGCCCCGCGCUGCCCAGAGAAUACAACCGAGACGAGCCAUCACCGACCCAAUGGGCAGUAAGGGCACCUUCGAGGGCGGUCACGUUCGCUUCUCGGACGAUAUGCCGCGCGACUCGAUGCGCGGCUUCGACCCGGCAGACUCGCAACCGAACUUGAACUCUCACGGCUUAUACACGAUUCCUUCAAGGGGAGACUUGGAAAGUCACAUCCUAUCUCAGCCGUCGUCGUCGCGUGCGCACCACAGUAGCGACCAGAGCUCCGCCCAACCGUCCGAAUCCGAUCUCAAGUACCCCGUGUAUCGACCAGAACCGAGCAAGCGCGCGAAAUGGGUUGUCGCGAAGGAAACCCUGGGCGACCAGGUCAAGAAGGCGUACAGUGUGUACAUUGUGCAGGGAUUAUUGCGACAGAAGCCGCUGCCGCCCAGCGCGGAUGGGAGGCAUAUUCCAAUGGACAGAGCGAGGAAUCGAGGCGAACCGCUCAUUGACGAACGCACGAGGAAGCCGUACAUCAGCAACUUCAUCCGGUCUAGUCGCUACACGAUAUGGAGCUUCUUGCCGAAGCAGCUCUUCUUCCAAUUCAGCAAAAUGGGCAACUUUUACUUCCUUGUUGUCGGUACCGUCCAGGCCAUACCGGGGCUCAGCACAACCGGAUCGUGGACAACGAUAGGCCCGCUUGCUGCCUUCGUUUCAUUAUCCAUGGCGAAGGAAGGAUAUGACGACUACCGAAGAUACCUCCUCGCAAGGACGGAGAACCUGAGUCGGGCGUGGGUUUUGGGAGAGAGAUCCAAGAAAGCGACAGCUAGAAUGAAGAGGCAUCAAGCUGCAGAUGCGGAGAUGCAUUCUGAUGAACUUUCGGACGGUGAAUGGGCGCAGACCGAGUGGCAGGACAUCAAAGUUGGCGACAUUAUUAAGCUGGGUCGAGAUGACGACGUCCCCGCCGAUAUCGUGCUGCUGAGCGCAUCAGGGCCUAACGGCACGGCAUACAUCGAGACAAUGGCUUUGGAUGGAGAGACGAAUCUGAAGGCCAAGAGAGCUUCUCCGCUGUUGGCAGAAAGAUGUUCAACAGUGGAAGGAAUCAAGUCUUGUGAGGCCAUGAUCGUCUCAGAGGAUCCCAACGUCGACCUUUACAGAUACGAUGGCCGCGUUACAGUCAAGGAGGAGACUCUUCCUCUGUCACUCGACAACGUCGUCUACCGCGGGUCCACCGUUCGAAACACUACAGAAGCGAUUGGAAUCGUCGUGAAUUCCGGUGAGGAGUGCAAGAUCAGGAUGAACGCCCAGAAGCACGUGCGAACCAAGGCGCCAGCCAUGCAGCGUGUUCUCAACAGGAUCGUUAUCUGGCUCAUUUUUGUGCUUCUGGGUCUUAGUAGCGGUCUGACUCUGGGCUAUAGCUUGUGGAAAGACCCAACGGAGACUGAAUCAUGGUAUUUGAUGGGCGAGACCAUCACUCUCGCCAAGGUCUUCAUUGCUUAUGUCCUCAUGUUCAACACUUUGAUCCCGUUGUCUCUCUACAUCAGCUUGGAGAUCAUCAAGAUCAUCCAAUUUUACAUGAUGGGAGAUGUCGAGAUGUACGAUCCCGUUAGCAACACCCCGAUGGUCGCCAACACCACCACGAUUCUCGAAGAUCUUGGGCAAGUCAACUACGUCUUCUCUGACAAGACCGGUACUUUGACAGAAAACGUCAUGCGCUUCCGCAAGAUGAGCGUCGCCGGCACUGCUUGGUUGCACGACAUGGAUAUCGAACGAGAUGAACAAGCUAAGCAGAAGCUCAUCGACAUGGCUCGAAAGAAGCGCAAGGGCAAGGGCAAAGACAAGAACCGCGACAAGAAGGCAUCGGAAAAUCUCGACAAUGCAACCACACCCCUAUCGCCCCAAGGGCGUCCUUCUGUCAGCUCGUUCGCGCGGAGGAGAUCUACCAGCAAAGCUCCAGAAUCCGACCCUGAGCUCAAGACCGAGGAUCUUCUUGAGUACCUGCGACGCAAACCAGAUACUGCCUUCUCAAAAAAGGCGAAGCAGUUCUUGUUGUGUAUCGCUCUCUGCCAUACUUGUCUUCCCGAGACCUUGGAAAAUGGUCAGAUCGAAUACCAGGCCGCAUCCCCCGACGAACUUGCACUCGUGGAAGCAGCGCGCGACUUGGGAUACAUCGUUAUUGAUCGCCCAGCACAAUCCGUCAUUCUCCAGUUGCCCGGGGCCAACGGUUCCAUGACGAAGGAGAAAUACCAGGUUCUGGACGUUAUUGAGUUCAGCAGUCAACGCAAGAGGAUGUCUAUUGUCAUUCGAAUGCCGGAUGGCCGAGUCUGCGUGUUCUGCAAAGGUGCCGAUAACGUGAUUUUGCCCCGUCUUAAGCUGAGCGGUCUGGCUCUACAAAAGGCAGAUGCUGUUCAACGAAGAGCUUCCAUUCGUCGCAGCGUCGAGAAAGAGAUGGCGCACCAGCACCGUAUGAGCAUUGGCGGGACACCUCGGAACAGCGUCAUGCUUGGACGAGCCUCAAUGUCGGGGCGCAGCAUGACGAGGCGCGAAAGCCUCAGGAUUUCGGGCGACUUGCAUAGGCGUUCAAGUGCGUUUGCUAACGAUCCCGAAUCAUGGUCGCCGCGCCGAGAGUCUCAGGAUAUUCUGUCACCCAUGAGCGUCCAAGAGAUCUGGCCCUCCCCACGUGCUAGCAUGGCCAUGGAUGAGAGCGACAUUGAUGAGUUCAUUGACGAAUCGAUAGCCCUCAACGAAGGUGCGGUCUUUGAAAAAUGCUUCCAGCAUAUGAACGACUUUGCUUCAGAUGGUCUGCGCACUCUGCUGUACGGAUAUCGGUACAUUCCAGAGGAUGACUACGUUCAGUGGAAGAAGAUCUACCAAGAUGCGACAACCAGUCUGGAUAAUCGACAAGAGAAGAUUGAGGCCGCCGGUGAGCUCAUCGAAGAUAAGUUCGAUCUGGCCGGAGCUACUGCCAUCGAAGACAGACUGCAAGAGGGCGUGCCUGAGACUAUCGAGAAGCUGCGCCGCGCUGACAUCAAGGUUUGGAUGCUGACCGGAGACAAACGCGAGACUGCCAUCAACAUCGGACACUCUGCUGGUCUUUGCAAGCCUUUCUCAGAAGUCUUCAUUUUGGACUCUUCCAUGGGUAAUCUGCAAGAGUCGAUCUUGUCCACCUUGGGCGAGGUUUCCAGAGGCAUGCUUCCUCAUUCUGUUGUGGUGGUCGAUGGUCAGACGUUGGGUGACAUAGAGAACGACGAGGAUCUCAGUUUCCUCUUCUUCGAUUUGGCCGUUAGAGCUGAUUCCGUCAUCUGCUGCCGUGCCUCUCCCUCGCAAAAGGCCAUGCUCGUCAAACGCAUCCGUCGUCAAGUUCCACACUCGUUGACUCUGGCAAUCGGAGACGGCGCGAACGAUAUUGGCAUGAUCCAGGCUUCCCACGUGGGUAUCGGCAUUUCCGGUCGCGAAGGUCUGCAAGCCGCUCGCAUUUCGGACUACGCUAUCGCACAAUUCCGCUUCCUGCAGCGUCUUCUCUUCGUCCAUGGCCGUUGGAAUUACCUGAGAACUGGCAAAUACAUCCUGGCGACUUUCUGGAAGGAGAUUGUGUUCUUCCUCCCGCAAGCCUACUUUCAACGCUACAACGGACACAGCGGGACGUCUCUAUAUGAGAACUGGAGUCUAACGGUGUUUAACACGUUCUUCACUUCACUCGCAGUGAUUCUCCUUGGUGGGUUGGAGAAGGAUCUACAGGCGAAGACCCUUAUAGAGUAUCCGGAGCUCUACACCUACGGUCACAAGAGCAGAGCGUUCAAUGUCAGGCUCUACAUCGGCUGGACAUUCAUGGGCCUGAUCGAAUCCGCAAUCAUUUACUGGGCAACAUGGGCCGUCUACACCUCCUUGCCUUUCGACCUGGACACGACACUUUAUGCCAUGGGAACUGUUCCAUUCACCGUUUGCGUGGUGUUUAUCAACAUUAAGCUGAUGGUUCUUGAAAUGGAGAACAAGACGCUCAUUAUUCUGGCCGGUUUCUUGAUCUCGGUUGGCGGCUGGUUCCUAUGGAACAUCAUCCUCUCUGCCGCAUAUCCCCACGAACACAGGAUAUAUCUGGUCCGGCAUGCCUUCCUCGACAACUUUGGCCACACUCUCAAUUUCUGGGCAGUUGUGUUUGUCACUCUGUCAGCAGUCGUUAUUUUUGAGUUGCUCCUCAAUGCUAUCCGACGAGUAUACAUGCCACAAGAUGUGGACUUUAUGCAGCGGCUUGAGAGGGACGGCAGGAAGGGUAGAGGAGGUGUAGAAGCGGAGGAUGAGGCUACUGUCCUAGAGGUGAUUGGGCAGAAGCAAGACGGCGGCAAUGGCGCGUCCUCUGAAGGCAUGCCUAGAAAGAGCCACCACUCAGGUCGCCUGUCGCAUCAACAUGCGCGCAUGUCUCGCAAAUCACGAGACGAAAGCGCGGCAAGGGCUUUCACGCCCCCUAUUGAGGAGAGCAGCAGCAUCACAGAGGUGCCGAGCGGGUCGAGACAGACAAAGAAGCCAAUGCUCUCUGUGGCGACGAAGUGGUUGGGGAACAGUAAGGGUGCUGCUCGCAGCGGGAGCCCCAUUGAGCUGCGGUCUACGUCGCAUAAACAGGCGUGA
This is a messenger RNA of Colletotrichum karsti, 4752 nucleotides long. Its product is annotated as phospholipid-translocating P-type ATPase. The coding region runs from base 1 to 4752 and encodes 1583 amino acids. The transcript is spliced from 2 exons. Gene Ontology annotation, cellular component: plasma membrane. The record is from RefSeq and is a predicted model, not a curated record. Gene Ontology annotation, molecular function: ATP hydrolysis activity; magnesium ion binding; ATP binding. Gene Ontology annotation, biological process: post-Golgi vesicle-mediated transport; phospholipid translocation; endocytic recycling. NCBI's taxonomy places the organism in Eukaryota, Fungi, Ascomycota, Sordariomycetes, Glomerellales, Glomerellaceae.